AUGGACGUUGAUGAGUUUGCAAGCUUUGCAAGUAUGCUAGACAAGCCAGAUGCGGAUGAGUCUUUCUGUUCUGUGCCUGAUCAGGGUGUUGCUCAUUUGCCACAGGACGACUUAUCCAACGGCCCGGACCUUGGAAAUGCGCUUGAUUCGGAAUCAAUGCAGUCAUGUCCUGACACUUCAGAGUAUCGUGAUGGACAAUCACAUCAUGCAGCACAGUCGGAUAUACCUUUUUCCAGAGCAGAUGUCAACAAGGCUCUUUUCGAGGCAAGACUGCAGAAUUUAUCUGACACCGAACUGAAGUAUCCUUGGGAGUCAGGUGUCAUGGGGAACAAUUUUUCUGGAUCAAGUGAUACUUUGUCUUUACCUGGACUGCCUGCGGAAUAUUUGAGUGUUUCAGAACAUGUUCAAUCGCUGGCAGCCACUGGUGGAGUUGCAGAUGCUGCGCAAAAGGUUGUGAGUCGGGACCUUGACAUGCCGUUAUAUUCUUUUGCUGUCAAGGUCAGGCCGGACAAAGACAUUUUCGCACAGUUGGAGGUUUUGUGGACGAGAGCCAUAGACAAAUGGUUACAAGUCUUUGAGGUGCUUGGUUUUCCUGGUGAGUUAGGAGCGGCUUUGGAAAACGAAUUUCAUUUUGCGGAUCCUGCUGAGCAUGGUCUGGUCCUGAGAGAUGCUUUGGGGGUGAAAUCUCCACGCGCAGCUAUUAAAAGAGGUUUGGCUUUGCUGCAGUACUUCAAGUGGCUUCAAGAUACAUGCGCUGUUUGGGAUCCCUGGAAUCGUGUGCAGUGUUUGGCUUAUUUGAGUUCUUCAGAUGCGAGAACACCUUCAGCGAGCCUGGGUAUCUCUUUCUUGGAAGCGCUCAGAUUUGCUAGGUAUGUGAUGCAGAUUCCAAUACAUGAUACAUUGCUGUCAGACCCGCAACUGAAAGGUCGAGCUCAGAGGCUUUUGCUGACCAAGGAUGCAUAUUGCCCCGCAAGACCUUUGAAGGCGCAGGAGGUCGCUCUGUUGGAGAGGAUGAUGCUUUCCAAGCUGGAUACUAUUGAUUUGUACAUGCUUGGGUCGGUGUUGUUUGCUAUUUUCUCCAGAUCUAGGUGGUCUGACCUGCAACAUAUGCAUCGCCUUUGGCUGGAUCGGAAUGAGUUUGAGGGUCAAUUUUUUGGCUUCAUUGAAACGGAGACCGCUUUCCACAAGACAGCAACCUCACUGAAGAAGAAGAUGCGAUUUAUUCCAGUUGUAUGUCCAAUCCAGGGCAUCACAGAGGUUGACUGGACUCCCAUUUGGUUGGGUACAUUCGAGGAGUUGAAGGUUGAUCGAAAUGCGAUUCCUUUUGGACCACUAUGCAGAGCUCCGGGAACAGAUGGACUCCUUUGUAAGAGGAGUUGCACUUCAGAUGAGAUUUCUGCUUUCAUCAACAAAGUUUUGAAGACGGCGGAAUCGGAUAGAUUGACAUCACACAGUUUCAAGCAUACAACAUUGAGCUGGUCCGCAUCUUAUGGCAUUGAUGAACCAGCGCGUACGCUACUUGGACACCAUGAGCUGCAGGGCUCUAAAUCGAUGUCGGUGUACUCACGGGACAUGCUGACUCGUCCCUUGCAAUUGUACUGCAGCAUGCUGGUCAACAUUCGCGGCGACCAUUUUCGUCCUGAUGAGUCCCGCACCUCGAGAAUGAUUGACUUGAUGAAGAUUCAGAGAAACGAAACCAUUGGAGUCGAUACUGACGUACAUGGGCCUCAGGUUUCAACUAAGCGAGCUCCCGAGCUGGAACCCGACAUUGAGGCGGUACCGACGUCUCCAUUGGGCGAUGCUGAAUUGUCUGAGGCUGCGGACAAGAGGUCGCAUAAUGCAGAGAGUGCCGAGGACAGCGAUUCUUUAGCUUCCACGAGUUCGAGCAGUUCAGAGGCAGAGGAGUGUGGGUUAUCGGAGCCUUGGGUCUCAUCGUUGAAGCACAACGGUGUGGCCACCUUCGCAAAGCUGAGUUUUGCAAUUACGAGUCCGGGUACGGUGGCAAGUGAUGAUCAAGUGACACGCUUCAUGGGUAGUUUGAGGCCCGGAGUUGUGGCCACGAUAGCAGAUCUUUCAGCCUUCAAGAGGAUCUUAUUUGAAUCACAAACCCUUAUGAUUCACAGGUUCAAGUCUGCGGCCAAGGGCGAUGACUUGACUCCCAAAAGAAUGCCUGCGCCCGAACGUGAUGCCAGGCUGGCGUUGCAACGUCAGCAUUUGAGGGGCCUGGAUAUCUCAGGUCCUUUGGAACCAGCGCAUAGCCUUUAUGACAUGUGUGCUCAGAUGGUGGAGCGCAAUGAGGUUGCGUACAUCAGUCCUUCCAAGUGUUUGUCUCGGCAGCAGGAGUUGAUGGGAGCAAAGCCUGAAAAGGAGCUGCAGUUGGAUGCUUCCAAGACCGGCCUGAUCAUCAAGGAACAGCCCAUCACACAGGAGAUUAGUUUGACAUCGGAUCUAGCUCUUUUUCAAGCCAUGCAGCGUAGAGCCCUGGCCAUGGACCUUGCCAACUUGGCCACCUAUGAGGUCAUGAAGAAAUGGGUUGAUCGGAUGUUUGCGAUUUUUUCUCAGCCAGCCGCCCCAGGUUUUUCGAAAGUCUCUCAAGCACAGCUUCUACGUGCAGACCGACAGGCCUUUGUGCGAUUGAGUGAAACUUUCACUGGGUCAUUGAAGGUCAUGCCCAUGGCGGGCAAACCCUUGGACCCAAUGAUUGAGAAGCUGGAGAACGACGUUUCGGUGACCUAUUUCAUGUUGCCAGUUCCUGUUCAGUCCAACUCUAGCAAUGCGAGCGAUUCAAACAAGACCGACAAGAAGCGUCAGGCAGAGGCAAGUUCAGAGAAGCCUCAGCCGAACAAAUUCACAAAGAAUACGAAGGGGAAAGGCAAAGGGAAAAACAAAAAGCGAGAGCCGGUGCCAGCAGGCCUUAAGGGCAUGCAUUCACGCACCCCACAAGGUGAUCAGAUUUGCUUUGGCUACAACUUGGGUACUUGCAAACAGGGUUCCGCCUGCACCCGCAAGCAUGUCUGCGCAGCGCUGGGCGAUGUGGAUUCUGGGGUUGCAGUGACGGGGGGAGCACAUUUGGUUUGCAACAGAGGUAUUUGUGCAUGCAAGGAACCACAUCUUAAAUUGGAACGGUUGGAAAUUGUGGGUGACUGCAACGACUUUGUUUUUGGCGUGCGUUGGUCUCCUGAGCAAUUUCUUGAGCAAGCGGUGCUCGUGGGGCAUCCCUUCCGUGAGUUUUCUGGGCUGCUUCCUGAAGUCAAGUUGGCGUGCGAGAAACUGACUAGCUGGAGCCAUGAGGACUUGGUCAACUGGAGGUGCAAGAAGUUGGGUGAGUGGUUGCGUCUUGCUAAAUCCUUGCAAGGUGAGGAAAGGGCCCUGAAGGACAGGAUGCCUGAGGCCAGGCGUCGUAUUUUGGAAAGAAAGCGCGUGGCUUUGAUGAGGCACCUCAUUCGGCAAGAAGGAUAUGAUGAUCACACCCUUGCAGAUGACAUCGAGUUCGGCUUUAGCCUUGUAGGAGAUUGUCCAAAAUCAUCGGUUUUGCCCUCAAAGCUGGUUCCAGCCACGAUAUCGGAAGAUGACCUGCGCAGGCACUCCGCCAAAGCCAGCAAAGCUCUACGCUAUAUGACAAGGAGCAGUGGCGAUGUGGAGUUGGACGCGGGCCUUUGGACCAAGACGAUGACUGAGGUCGAGAAGGGUUGGCUCAUAGGUCCCAUUCCGUGGGAGACACUGCCUGUUGGUGCUGCCGUGUCCCGGAGGUUCCCCCUUUCUCAAGCUGGAAAGGUUAGGCCGAUUGAUGACUUGAGCCAAAGUCAGGUCAACUCCACAGUGAAUACAUUUGAGCAGGCUACAGUGGAUGGCCCGGAUGUAAUUUGCAGUCUUGCUACCUAUCUGAUGAGAUGCCUGGUGGAUCAGGGACGGUCGUCCUGCCUGAAAGGGCGGUCCUUAGACCUCGCUUCGGCGCAUCGACAGCUUGCAAUUGCAGAUGAGUCAUUGCAACAUUCGUUCCUGUCUGUGUACGACCCGGAAAGUGGUUCAGCCAAGCUUUUUCAGCAGGUAGCAUUGCCUUUUGGUUCGAGAUCGGCCGUCAACGCCUUCAUAAGAUGCGCCAGAUUUCUGCAGUGGAUAGCAGCGAAAGUGUUCAUCCUGCCUUUGACCUGCUACUUUGACGACUUCGUUGCUUUUUCCAUGCCGAGCUUGUGCAACAAUAGUCAAUCUACCCUGUGCUUGAUGCUCGACAUUCUAGGUUGGCGAUUUGAUCGUGAGGGUCCGAAGAGUGAUGAUUUUUCGGAAAGCGUGUCGGCUUUGGGUGUCCUUUUCGACCUCACUGAGUCAGAACGCGGGAUACUCAGGGUUUGCAACACGACCAAACGAAUCAAUGACACAACUUUGAUUCUGGACGAUGUGCUGUCCAACGGGAGGUUGGUAAAGAAGGAUGCGCUGUCUUUACGAGGAAAGUUGGCGUUUUGCGAUGCUUUCAUUUUCGGGCGAGUUGGCAAGCUGGCUCUUCAAGAUAUCACGAAACAUGCGUAUGCUAAUCCUUUCGUUUCCCAACUUUCUGAAAGACUGGUUGAGUCUUUGCGUCGCUUGCGGGGUAGGCUGGUUUCUGGUUCACCAAGAGUUUUGACCUGUAAGAUGCUUGAGACAUUUUUCCUGUUUACGGAUGCGAGUUUCUGCAGAAGUAGUGGUGGUGGCUUUGGCGCCUUCCUGGCUGCCCCGGACGGCACUGUGAUUUCCUGGUUUGGCAUUCACGUCGAAGCCGAGCGUUUUGCAAGGUGGUUUGAGCAUGGAAGACAAAACCUCAUCGGGGAAUUUGAGACCCUUGUUGUCGACAUCGCCCUGAGACUCUGGGGGCGACUGAUUGCAUCUUCCCAACUCAUGGUUUACAUUGAUAACGAGGGUGCUAAAUUUGCCUUGAUACGUGGCUACUCCGAUUCUCCUGCAAUUUCGUCUAUCUGCCAACUGGUUGCCCUGCAUUUGGAUGAAUUCUACAUCCUUCCGUGGUACAGCCGUGUACCCUCAGUGUCGAACCUAGCUGAUUGCCCUUCCCGAAAGAUCCAACACCGUCUCUUGGAGGAAUCCGCCAGUGUUCCCGAAGGGGAAGUUGCAUCACUCCUUGAGGAAAGCCUUUGUUCAGUGGAAAGCCACAUUUGCGAGGGUGGGGUCCGUGGCUGA
Molecule: messenger RNA, 5166 nt
Organism: Durusdinium trenchii
Lineage: Eukaryota; Dinophyceae; Suessiales; Symbiodiniaceae
Source: the annotation of a GenBank genome assembly